Molecule: messenger RNA, 4008 nt
Organism: Pararge aegeria (speckled wood butterfly)
Lineage: Eukaryota; Metazoa; Arthropoda; Insecta; Lepidoptera; Nymphalidae
Product: histone acetyltransferase KAT6A-like
Exons: 9
Coding region: 290-3526 (1078 amino acids)
Biological process (GO): regulation of gene expression
Cellular component (GO): nucleus
Source: RefSeq, a predicted model, not a curated record
UUGUGCAGUCCGUAGUAGUUUUUUAAAUAUUUUUAAGAUUGUGAUAAGUACUUACAUUUUGUGUUCUGAGACGUUCAAAUAAAUUGUUCAUAAGUGCUGUGCUUAAUAUAUUACCGUUGUUACAUAGUGCAUUCAUAAUUUUGAUUAAGUUAGUUUGCCCUGGGUUAUACCAUAGAAAUAACCAAGUUACUAACUAGUGAACGUCGAACGAGUACCAGAAAAGUGUCAGCCACGGAGCACUGCUAACUGGAUCAGGUGCUGGUCACAUGGAAUGUAGCUUGAUAUCAAUAUGAAUGGGGGAGUAAAUGGCAUAAUGGAGGAGUCAACGGAGUUGUCUCAUACCGACUCUCCUGAGAACUCACAUACUGACUCUCCUGACAACUCUCAAACGGAUAAGACCAAUAAUAAAGAUGACCCAUCAUUAAACAAACUGGCUCACAGCAACUCAGAAAGUGACAAUCAUAGAGAGAGUGGCAGUGAACCCAUAGAAAAGUCUGAUAACACAGUUGAAGUUGCAAGCAUUAAUGGUAUUGUGGACCACAAACCAGAUGAAUAUACUAACCAAACCUCAUUGGUAAAGGAGGAAGAUAUUGAUAAUACUGAAGAAACUCACUGUAGUACAAUAAGUAAUGAAUCAUGUUUAGGCUCAGUAGAUAGUCAAGUAAAAACAGAUUCUACUCAAGAAUGUCUAAGUGAAUUGGAUCCAUUAAAGAAUUGUAAUGAUGAUACCUGUGAUGAUAAAGGAAUUGAUUCCGAUGAUGAAACAUCUGAUGAAUCAGAAUCUUCGCAAAAUGAGGAAGGUCCUGAAGAAUCGGUCCAGCAAAAAGUUGAAGAAACAGUGGAAACAGUAAAUAUCAAGUCAGACUCAGAAAAUGAUGCUGAUGACUCCUCACAAGAAAGUACUAGUAAAAAUGUAGCACCAUUAAAAGAAUGGCCAGGUGGUCAUAAUCCAAAUUCUAAUGAACGUUCCAGUCCAGAUGUCCAGGUAAUCCUUAGUGAUAAUGAAAACUCUGUGAUAGAAGUUGAUAGUGAACCUAAACCUGUUAAGGAAGAUAAACCUCCAUUACGAAGAAGUAGUAGGGCUAUUAAACGAAAAAGGUAUGAUGUUGAUAUAGAAAAUGGAGACAAUGAGUCAGAUGUUGAAGAAGUCGCCAUGCAUGAUGUAAAACGCAGAUCAAAACCGAUCGUCAUUAAUAAUACUAAAACUUUAGUUGAGAUGGCAUCAAAACAAAUGAGAUCAGGCACUCACAAAAAAGAAAACACAGUAGUAAUCCUAGAUACAAAUCGUGAAUUUUCCCAUAGGGCACCGAUGAUGCGGAAAAACCCAAUGGCUUUAAAUAAUUCCUCUUUGAGUGCACAAAAUCUUUACCAGAGUAUUCUUGCCCGUGGCACUACUGUAACACCGGUAAGCAAUAAAAUUCCUGCACCAACAACACACAGUUCUAGUAGUAACGCUCAACCUAACAUACUGCCAUCCCUAACAGAUGACAUGUUCGUUGUUGAAGCACCAUCUUUUAUUGUACCUUAUGUUUAUGAAAAGCCAUCAGUGAAACCAUUUAGAGAAUUUGUUGAUGAGCUUGGGAAAGAAUUAGACGCGCAGAAAGCAAAAGAGGAGGAGUUACAGAAAGCAAAAGAAGAUGAGUUAAAGAAAGCAAAAGACAUUGAAGAUAAAGAAAAAGCUGUUAAGGAAACCCCAGAUGAUGAAAUUAAAGAAUCAAAUAAGACAAGUGGAGAGGCUGAGAAUGACAAAACAGACACUGAAAAAGCUGAAAAAGAAAUUGCCAAAAUCUCUAAAACCGAACAAAAUGCUGAAGAAGAUUCGAAAAAGAAAAAGGAAGUAAGAAAAGAACGCCGUCGACGUAAACGGGAUGAUGACGAUGAUGCGUCUUGGGAUGGUGAAUCUUCAUCUUCUUCAGAUGAUGACAUAUGUAGUGACGAAGAGGAUGCUAUCGUUAUAAAAGAAAAAGCAGACUCUAUUGAGGAGAUAAAGGAUGUUACUGAUUUGACAAUAGAAAAGAUAGUCACUGGAAAGUCUGAUAAUUACUUUGAUAUGUCACUGGGAAAGUUCUUCAUGGAUAUUGGUCUAAAUUUUGUUCAAGAAUAUGUACAAAAUGAUCUAUUGAAACAACAAAACAGAAAACUUUAUAGGGAAAAGAAAGGAGGGCAUAGUACAAAAUCUACGGAGACAUCAAUUGUUGCACUGACGAAAAAUUUAGAAAUAAGUAAAGAAAAUAAUGCGCCGUAUAGGUUUAAACAAAUUAAAUGUGAAUUUUGCAGUUUUAAAUCCGAGUCGUUAUUGGCGAUGUCCCAUCACCUGGAGACUCCGCACAUGAAGAAUAAUGUAUAUAAAUGUAACUUUUGCGAGUAUGACAGUAAAAGUCCUCACGAUAUUUUGUAUCACAUGGAAGCUGAGCAUAAUACUCGUGGAAGAUUGGAAAGGGCGCCGGCGUACCACCAAUGUGCUAACUGUCCGUUCGAAGACAAUGGAAAAGGAAAGCUUGCACGUCAUCUUAUCGCGUGUGCUAAGAAGUUUAAGCCUGAGUUCAAUUUAUCGCCACCAAUAGAAUGGGAACCGCCUGCAAAAAUACCAAAGAUGGCAAGAGCUCGCAAUCAAAUGUUAGGUUCAUAUCAAAGUAUGUUCAAUAAGGGUCCAAAUAUUAGCAACAAUUUCGGAAGGCCAGUUAUGAACAACUUGGGAUCUUGUUCUACUUAUCGACCGAGGGGGCGCUCCCCAAUGGGCGUUCCAACUCGAUUGACGCCAGUACAAGGCAUACCAAUUAUUCGUAGUGGCAUGAUGGGAAGGAAUCAUCCUGCACAACAAACUUCUUCCAACUUCUCUGGGAAUAACGAGAAAAAUAUGGCAGCGCCUAAGUCAAUGUACCAGCCGUCGAUUUCCAUCACACCAUUGCCAAGACAGCCUCCCCCACUUCAACAGCCCCCUCCUCCGACUCAAAACCAGCAGAACAAGAGCUCUUGCGUUAUUUGCGAGAUAUGUGAUGGAUACAUAAAGGACUUGGAACAGCUUAGAAACCACAUGCAAUGGAUACACAAAGUCAAAAUUCACCCUAAAAUGAUAUACAACAGGCCUCCGCUGAAUUGCCAAAAGUGCCAGUUUAGGUUCUUUACAGACCAGGGCUUAGAAAGGCAUCUAUUGGGAACCCACGGUUUGGUCACGAGCUCCAUGCAAGAAGCGGCAAACAAGGGUAAAGACGCCGGCCGGUGUCCUGUAUGUGGCAGGGUAUAUCAAUGGAAGCUCCUCAAUCACGUAACGAGAGACCACAAGCUCACACUGAAGCCCGCUCACCUCUCCUACAAGUGCACGGUUUGCACUGCUACAUUCGGGAUGUACAAGCAAUUUGAGAACCACGUGUACUCUGCGCACAGCGUCGUCGCUAAACGCGUGAUGGACAAAGGCAAGACGCCUACGGCACCUGUAAAGGCUGGGCAGUCGUUACUCAAACCGCUUAAGAUAAAUGACGAAAUUACAAUUAUACCACAGCCUGCGAAGGCUGCCGCUGAAAAAUAAAUGUGUGCAGUGCUUCGAUUGGUUCUAAGCCGUGAGCUUGCCAAUAUCUUGGUCAUACAUUACUUAUGGUUAACGGGCAUCACGGGGCCUUGUCAACAAAUAGUGUACAUUCCAAUUUGUUAUAUAGUGUACACCAAAAUUAAUAUAUAAGAUAUACAUCCAUGUAUGUUGAAACUACUAUGGCAAAUAGUAUACCUUGUAUGAAUACGGAUACCGAGUCUUUUCGGAAUUAUGUUGGACAAUUUUGUGUCCCUUGUAUUUAUGUAACAAUUUGUGAUAUUAAGGUAGGCAGAGAAAGUAGAAAACGGAAAUGUCACGUUUCUUACACGCUUAUUUCUGCCGCUAAGCCGCAAUAUUGCAAUGCUCUGCUGCGUUAUAAAGGGCGUUAUUGCCAGUGUGAACUGGCACAUUAGGCUUAAAACACCUACGAAUCAGUUUAAUGGAAGCAGGAUGGCACGUUGCAGGACGUCUUCCUUGCACGC